ACAAACUCAAAAAAGACUUGCCAAACAUUCUAAAUCUAUAACCAGAUAGAUAUGGAAACUCAAGGACGCUGCAAAGGGUGCAAGAAUUACCUGAUGGUGCCGCCUGGUCGACCUUGUCCCGUCUGCUACAAAGUCAGCAAGCCCAACAAAAAAGCUAGUCAUCAUGUCAUCCCUCAAGUACUCCAUUAUGUUGAUAAAUAUGCCAAUAGAGCGUCAAGCAAUAACUACUAUAACGGCCUUUAUGGUCAGCCUUUAGGAACACCAACAUAUACUGGUUAUUCAGCUCCACCUCCACAGGCAGCAUAUGGUUAUGGCUAUUAUAGCCCACAGCCACAGGCAUUGUCAUCUCCGGCACUGUACAGCAACGGUUAUGAUCGCCCAAAACCACAGAUGUACCAACAAUCGCCACAGGUGCAUGAGAAGAAGAGGGCGGUGCUGUGUGGCGUGACCUAUAAAGGCCACAUAAAGGCACUGGAUGCAAGUAUAAAUAAUGUUAGGAGUAUGCACCGAUUAUUGGUGAAACUGGGCUUCCCAAAUGCUUCUAUCCGGAUCCUUACAGAAGAGGAAUCAGAACCCACCAGGACUCCAACCAGACGCAACAUACUAAUGGCAUUAGAGUGGCUCACCAAAGGUUGCCGAGCUGGGGAUUCAUUGGUGUUCUACUAUGCAGGCCAUGGCUCCCAUGUGCCUGAUAGCAAUGGAGAUGAAAAAGAUGGGUUUGAUGAAGCUUUAUGUCCUGUUGACUAUAGUGAAUCUGGCAAGAUACUAGAUGAUGAGAUCAAUGCAAUCAUUGUAGCACCUCUACCUCAUGGAGCAAUACUUCACAGUAUCAUGGACACUUGCUUUAGUGGAACUCUUCUUGAUUUACCUUUUCUUUGCAGGAUUGACAGGGGAGGAUUCUAUAAGUGGGAAGAUCAUCAUCCCUCAUAUGUUUCAUCAUAUGGGGGUACUAGUGGUGGAAAAGCAAUCUGCAUUAGCGCCUGUGAUGACCAUCAAAAUUCAGCAGAUACAUCGGCGUUCACAGGCAAUUCCAUCGGUGCAUUGACUUACAGCUUCAUCCAAGCUGUGCAAAGCUCACGUAAAUUAUCAUAUGGAGAUUUACUUGACAACAUGCGCAAAAGAGUUCAUGACGCUCAUCAACGACAAGGCCUGAAUGCUUCAUUUGCAUCAUCGUCAUCACAGGAGCCUCAACUAUCCUGUUCCACAAGAUUCGAGAUUUACUCUGAGGCUUUUAUGUUGUAGAGAAUAAGUUCAGUCCAUCUACCUAUCUAUAUGCAAACAGAAAAUAAAUGGAUUCCAAAUUGAUCUCAAGCUAUGCAGUCAAUGUACGGGGAACAGAAACCAUAGCCCUUUUCUAUCAGCAAAGUUGUGCAUUAAAAUGAGAUCAUUCCAAAGUUUUACGGAGGUUGAUAAGAAGAAAUAACGUUUGGUUCACAAUGUCCUCUUUCCAUCCCAUUGAAGCUUAGUAGUGUACAUCACUUUGUACUAAUGAAAGUGUUUGAGCUAGUAUACUUGAAUGUC
Cynara cardunculus var. scolymus (artichoke) is the source of this 1521-nucleotide messenger RNA. Its product is annotated as metacaspase-3-like. Bases 52 to 1242 code for a protein of 396 amino acids. Gene Ontology annotation, biological process: proteolysis. Lineage: Eukaryota; Viridiplantae; Streptophyta; Magnoliopsida; Asterales; Asteraceae. The record is from RefSeq and is a predicted model, not a curated record. Gene Ontology annotation, molecular function: cysteine-type endopeptidase activity. The transcript is spliced from 5 exons.